AAUUCUGUUACAAGACACGCUAAACCCUUUCUCUCUUCUCAACACCGUCAUUUCACCGCCUUUCUUCGGCAACUUUGCUUCUCAUCUUCUUUUCGCCGUCUUUGCUUUCAUUCACAACACCAUUACAUCAAAUUGAAGCAAAGCAAGGUUAAUCACAGUGCCAACUUUCUCAUCUUGAGGGAAAUUUUAUUUUUGUGCAACACAAUGGAGAAAUCACAACACGAAGUAGACGAAAACUUCCCACUCUUCAAACCAUCUCUCAAACCCUCAACAAACUCUUCACCCGCCGCCACAAUUAUCCCUCAAAACAACAUCAUUACCCAUGAAAACCCUAACUCCAUCACCGAAAACACCGCCACUUUCUCCGAGCUCGGACUCUCGGAAUGGGCGGUGAAAACCUGCAAGGAACUCAGAAUGUUGGCACCACGUCGCGUGCAGCAGUACUGCAUCCCGAAGAUUCUAGAAGGCCGUCAUGUAAUCGGAAUCGACGAGACUGGUAGCGGUAAAACGGCGGCGUUUGCGCUUCCUAUACUCCAGCGUCUGGCGGAGCAUCCGUUUGGUGUGUUUGCUCUCGUGGUGACGCCCACUCGUGAGCUUGCGUUUCAGCUGGCGGAGCAGUUUCGGGCCCUUGGUUCCUCGCUGCGACUCCGGAUUGCGUUGAUUGUUGGUGGUAUGGAUAUGCUUAGACAGACUAAGGAGUUGGUUGCUAGGCCUCACCUUGUUAUUGCUACUCCUGGAAGGAUCAAUGUUUUGCUCAAGGAUAAUCCGGAAAUUGCGCCUGUUUUCUCCAGGACUAAGUUUCUUGUCUUGGAUGAAGCAGACCGGGUUCUGGAUGUUGGGUUUCAGGACGAAUUGAAAUUUAUCUUCCAGAGCUUACCAGAAAGUCGGCAAAACCUAUUCUUUUCUGCAACCACAACUAGUAAUUUGCAGAAGUUGCGCGAGCGUUAUCAAGAUAAGCUGUAUGCCUUCGAGGCUUAUGAAGGGUUUAAGACAGUUGAAAAACUUACUCAACAAGCUGUAUUCAUCCCUAAAAAGGUGAAGGAUGUAUAUUUGUUGCAUAUCUUGUCUAAAAUGAAAGAUACGGGAGUUCGGUCUGCCAUUGUCUUUGUCUCCACUUGCAGAGAUUGUCAUCGUUUAAAUUUAAUGCUGGAAGUGCUCGAUCAAGAAGCUGCAGCUCUGUAUUCAUUCAGAUCACAGGCUCAGAGGCUUGAAGCACUUCAUGACUUUAAAUCAGGAAAGGUUCCUAUAUUACUAGCAACUGAUGUUGCUGGCCGUGGUUUGGAUAUUCCUACAGUUGACCUUGUUAUUAAUUAUGAUGUUCCAAGGAUUCCGCGAGAUUAUAUACAUCGUGUUGGUCGUACUGCAAGAGCAGGUAGAGGGGGACUUGCUUUGAGCCUUGUCACCCAGAAUGAUGUUGAUCUCGUUCGUCAAAUAGAGGCCCUUACCAAAAGGCAACUUGAUAUGAUUGAAUACAAAGAAAAUGAGGUGCUUUCUCUCAUGAAAAAGGUUUUCAGUGCUAAAAAUGUUGCGAACAUGAAGAUGAUUGAUGAUGGGUUUGAAGAUAAAGCGAAAGAGCGGAAAAAACAGAAACUGAAAAUGCUAGAAGAAAAAGGAUUAUUAAAGCAAAGAAGUAAGAGAAAGAGAAAUAAAGAAUUUUCCAAGAAAGGAAAUAAACAUGAAAAAGUGGAAGUGGAUGCAUCAGCAGAUAUAGCAUCACUAAAGAAAAGGAGUAAGAAGAAAUUGUAAAUUAUUAUACCUAGGAAACAAUUCUUAGAAUUAUAAUUUCUUUAAACACAGGGAUUUUGAAGAGUGCUUCUUAUUAAGAAAAGUGGAGGUAUAUUUUGAAGAAUUGGACAGAGAGGGAGCUAAAUCAUUGUAGUGUUGCAUAUACAUUUCUGUAUCUGUAUCAUAAGAUUGCAGAUUUUGAUUUUGUUAAAUCAGAAGAUAUGGAGAAAUCCUGAAACUAAUCCCUCGAAUAGAUUAUGCAAAUGAUGUGCAAUUUUGGCUAA
Messenger RNA from Vicia villosa (hairy vetch), 2009 nucleotides. Its product is annotated as DEAD-box ATP-dependent RNA helicase 36. NCBI's taxonomy places the organism in Eukaryota, Viridiplantae, Streptophyta, Magnoliopsida, Fabales, Fabaceae. Bases 205 to 1746 code for a protein of 513 amino acids. The transcript has 7 exons. The record is from RefSeq and is a predicted model, not a curated record. Gene Ontology annotation, molecular function: ATP binding; nucleic acid binding.